GCAUCUCUCUGUGUCUCUGUGUGUCUCUGUGUGUCCCUCAGACACAUCUCAAGGCUUAUUGUGUGUUGGAAUAAUAAAUAGAAAGCUAUAUAAGCGUUUCUUCUUUUUAUAUUGGCUUUUUUCAAAUGGAGAUCUUUAUUCCACCGUCUUCUGUCUUCCAUUUCAUUUUCAGUAUGUGCAUGCAUAAUUUUCCUGAAAGUUACUGCAUGGGUACAAAUUUGCUUCCCAUGUGAGAAAGGUGGGCCAGUAAAAAAUACAUCCGACCGCUGCUGGUAAAAAACAAAGUAAGCGUAGUUUGUUCUGACUUUAUUUUUCUGACUGUAUGCACUUUGUCGACAGGCUACCUGAACGUGUUGUCCAAUAACCGUUGGAGGGAGCGCUGGUGCCGCCUGAAAGACAACCAGCUGCUCCUCCAUAAGGACCGUGACGACCUGAAGAGCCACAUCGCCUCACUGCCCCUUAGAGGCUGCGAGGUCAGCCCCGGCCUCGAUCACAAACACCCCUUUGCCUUCCGCCUGCUUCGUAACGGCCAGGAGGUCGCUGUGCUGGAGGCCUCCUCCUCUGAGGAGAUGGGUCGCUGGUUGGGGAUUUUAUUGGCUGAGACCGGCUCCACCACCGACCCUGCCACUCUGCACUACGACUACAUCGACGUGGAGACCACCGCCAAUGUCAUCCAGCUGGCCAAGCAGUCCUUCUGUUUCACCAGUAAGCGUGCUGUCUCUCCUAACCCGUACCUGGACAACCCCGUCAAUGGCUAUGCCUGCCCCACUGGAGUGGCUCUGCACUAUGACGAUGUCCCCAUUAAUGGAACGGUAAGAACACAGCUGCUCUGAGGCGAUGCACAUACACAACGGAAGAUAAAGCAAGACAUAGCAACAAUAGUGGAAAAAAUGACUGUGUAGCAAUAAAUGUGCUACAUUAAGCAACAUUAACAUAAAUAUGUUAUCGUGGGAUUAACUGGCAUAUGUCUGUAUAAGUAGUUACCAUAGUUAGGAUGAUUGGUAGCCUCUAUUUUAAUGUGGUAUUUUCAUCUCGGAUGUUUUUGGUAUUGUUUGAUUUAUCUUGACCAGUAUGAAUCUUAAUGUGACAACAAUGUCACAUCAUUAAUGAAACCAUUAUGUGUUGACAUAUUUACGUUACGAUUAUGUACAGGUUAGUGCCAGGUGGUGGAAGUGGUUUGAUGACAUAAAUCAGGGAAAAAGAGCAGAGGUGCUACAUCACGCAACAAAUGCCACAGUCUUCUUCUAUGUAGACGAGUCCCGUCAGGAGCUGAUGAAGCUCAGCUCACAGUGACAGUGACAUUGCAUUUUCGCUUCACAGUAAUUAAUCAGAGCAGCAUGUCGCCAUGUUGGGAAAACAGAAAGAGGUUUUAUGUGUUGGGGAAAAGUAGAGUUAAAAGGCAGAGACAGUCAUAGACGCAGCUGCCAGUCUAACCAUCCUUCAGUUUGAUAAUCACGUGAAAAGUUCAGAUUAAAGAAAAGUUAGCACGACCCCUCGAGUCACACUGGCCACAUUUAAGGGAAAUAAUCCAGUUUGAAAUAUGCAGGAAUAUUCCUCUGUGGUCCACCACUAGUAUGAUUUUAUUACACGUUAUAUGACACCUUUAGUCUAUAUUGCAAUGACACUUAUUAUGGCAAAGUAGUGUAACUAACUUUAUCAUCUUUCUCUCCUAUUAUGUACUAUGUCUCUCUCCUCUCUUCUCCUCUCCUCUCCUCCCUUUCUGUUUCCGGUGAGCGUGAGUGUGUGACGGUGGAUGUGCGAGUGGCGCUGAGUUUGAAUUGUUUUCUGUCCCUGAUCCCUGAUCUCCGGGUCUUUAACUGUGUUUCAACAUCUGUUUAUGUGCAUGUUCAGGUAAGUCUCUUUAACUGUUUUACUGGUUUGUAUGUUGAGUGAUUGGUGCUUUUGUCGAGGUGUUUUUGGGAGGAAUGGCGUCCUCCGAGACGCCACCUCUGUCUCUCCGGCAGGGAGUGAGGAUAGUCCCACCGGAUAAUAGCGUCACCGUAGAGGAGGUUUUGUUGGCUGUCGGUGAGCAGGUAGGACACGAUAAACUCUCCUUUGCAUCGAGAAUGAACAAAGCAGUGGUUGUGUUCCUGAAAGAAGAGCCUCGUGUCUACCAGCUGAUUGAGAGCGGUGUGUUCAUCAGGGACACAUUUGUGCAGGUCUCCUGACAGAGGUCAGCUCCUUAAACGCGGAUCACCGUGUCCGGUGACGGACCUACCUACGGCUGACGGACCUGUGAUCGAACCUACGGCUGACGGACCUGUGAUCGUACCUACGGCUGGCGGA
Messenger RNA from Anarrhichthys ocellatus (wolf-eel), 2286 nucleotides. RefSeq names its product actin filament-associated protein 1-like. The coding region runs from base 570 to 833 and encodes 87 amino acids. Gene Ontology annotation, molecular function: SH2 domain binding; SH3 domain binding. Gene Ontology annotation, cellular component: cytosol. The transcript is spliced from 3 exons. NCBI's taxonomy places the organism in Eukaryota, Metazoa, Chordata, Actinopteri, Perciformes, Anarhichadidae. The record is from RefSeq and is a predicted model, not a curated record.